Molecule: messenger RNA, 1581 nt
Organism: Jaculus jaculus (lesser Egyptian jerboa)
Lineage: Eukaryota; Metazoa; Chordata; Mammalia; Rodentia; Dipodidae
Product: cyclin-D-binding Myb-like transcription factor 1
Exons: 1
Coding region: 1-1581 (526 amino acids)
Biological process (GO): regulation of transcription by RNA polymerase II
Cellular component (GO): nucleus
Molecular function (GO): DNA-binding transcription factor activity, RNA polymerase II-specific; RNA polymerase II cis-regulatory region sequence-specific DNA binding
Source: RefSeq, a predicted model, not a curated record
AUGAGUACAACUGAAAAUAAUUGUGACAUAUUAACAGUAGAAAUGGAGCAACCUGUGAUGUUUACUCAGGACACAGGAGGUAACAUUGCCUUCUACUCUCAGAAUGAAACAUAUGAAGCAGACAAUUUGGAACCAUUACCGAAAAGGCCUUACUUCUACUCUGAGGAUGAUCAGAUCAUUGAUGAUUCUAUCCCAGGCAUGCUAGACCAUGCACUACCAGUUUGGGAAGGGGAUCCAAGCUUACGGCCUUGCUUCUACUCUGAUGAUGAUCAGAUCAUUGAUGAUUGUAUCCCAGGGAUGUUAGAGCAUGCACUACCAGUUUGGGAAAGGGAUCCAAGCUUUGAAGUGGCCAUGACCACCACCAAUAAGGAGAAAGGUCAUGGUAAUUCUCUAGAAGCCAUGAUGAAGUUCCAGGUUUUAAAGAAUGAGCAACUCAAUGGAACAUCUACCAUGGAUGAUGAGGAUGUUUCAGGAAGAAGCCAAGCAUGGCUUAUGACAAAAGAAGACAAGGAUUUUCUAACCAGUCAUGGACAUACAUGGAGGAAGGGCAUGUGGUCCAAGGAAGAAACUGAAACUUUGAUGCAAAAUAUUGAGAGCUAUAUGAACACACAUGGAUUUACAGAUGCUAGAGAAAUAAUAUUUGAGAUAUCCAAAGGCAAAAGAAAAGAUUUCUACAGGGCUAUAGCAACAGGCCUCAAUCGGCCAUUGUUUGCAGUUUAUAGAAGAGUGGUUCGCAUGUAUGAUGACAGAAACCAUGUGGGAAAGUAUACUCAUGAGGAGGUUGAGAAGCUCAAGGAGCUUCACAUACAACAUGGUAAUGACUGGGUGAAAAUAGGAGCAGCACUAGGAAGAAGUGCAUCUUCUGUCAAAGAUCGGUGCCGAAGGAUGGUGAACAUUUGCAACACUGGAAAAUGGACAGAAGAUGAAGAACAGAGACUUACAGAUAUUAUUCAUGAAUUGACAAGCACUGGACCAACUGAUAGUGUCACCCAGGGUGUGCCUUGGUCAGCUGUGGCUGAACGAGUGGGUUCCCGCUCAGAAAAACAAUGUCGUUCUAAGUGGCUCAACUACCUGAACUGGAAACAGAGUGGAGGCACUGAGUGGACCAAGAAAGAUGAAGCUAGUUUCAUCCUCAAGCUAGCAGAGCUUGAUGUUGCUGAUGAAAAUGAUAUCCAGUGGGAUCUUUUAGCCCAGGGAUGGAGCAGUGCACGUUCACCACAAUGGCUUCGAAAUAAAUGGCAGAACAUGAAAAGGCAAAUUGCAAAUUAUAAGGAUAUUUCAUUCCCUGUCUUAAUAAGACAACUUCAACUGUCACAGAAGAACCGUAAACACAAGAACUGCAAAUACAAACCAGACCUUUUGGAGAAUGAAUCAGAAUCUGAAGUUCCAAACACUAAUUCUUUUUCCAGUGUCCAGAAUGCUCAUUCCAGCAUAUUCACCUUGGAAGAUCAUGGAGCCAUCUUUCCAUUCUCCAUGCCAACAUUGCACACUCCAGACCAGGUCACUAAUGCACCUUCAACAGACUCCCCUUCUGCUGCUGUUGACUCAGUCCCAGUAGCACCCAACAGUAAAACACAAUAG